UGGAAUAGGUUACAAACAAGCAGGCACCAUACCAGAAGUGUGAGCAGUGGUUGGUGGCACAGCUCUUGUCGCGGGCAACUGAUCGCUUGAAAUCAUGCUGGAUUGACUGAAGAGGCUACUACAAUCAAUGGCUUGGCUUUGAAAUCGUUAACAUUUUAUUGGAAAGGAGUGUGUGAGACAGAGGGAGAGGGAGAGCGAGGGAACAAGAGAGUGCGCACGAGUGAGAGAGGGGAGAGAGAGGUGUAAAUAAAGAUUAUUUCAACAAUGGAACUUACAAUGGAAAACAUUGGAAAUCUACACGGCGUAUCUCAUUCUCAUCAAACGGGUGACUUAAUGAACUCUCCGCACCACGCACGGCAGUCCUUGGCGUCGCAUCGGAACUUGGUGUCGCACGGACGGUCAGCCAUGGUGUCCAGUAUGGCCUCAAUAUUAGAGGGAGCUGGGGAGUAUCGCACAGACCAUGCAUUGUCCGGUCCCUUGCACCCCGCCAUGACUAUGUCCUGCGACUCCGGGAUGACCAUGAGCAGCACUUACACUACGCUGACACCACUGCAGCACCUGCCUCCCAUAGCCACCGUCUCGGAUAAAUUUCACCAUCAUCCUCACCCGCACGCUCACCACCAUCCGGCCCAUCAGCGUCUCACCGCCGGUAACGUCAGCGGCAGCUUCACGCUCAUGCGGGACGACAGGAGCCUUGCCUCAAUGAGCAACCUCUACGGCCACUACCCUAAAGACAUGUCCGGCAUGGGCCAGCCACUGUCCCCUCUCUCCAACGGCCUCGGGUCUUUGCACAACUCGCAGCAGACUCUUGGCGCCUAUGGUCAGGGAGCCCACCUCUCCAACGACAAGAUGCUCUCUUCGGGAGGCUUCGAGUCUCACGCAGCGAUGCUGUCCCGGAGCGAGGAACACCUGGCCCGGGGAUUUGGGGGCCACGGGGCCGGGAUCAUGUCAUCCCUGAACGGUAUGCACCAUCACAGCCAUCCGCACUCUCAGGCUAACGGAUCCAUGCUCUCUGACCGGGAGAGGCAGACGGCGGGGGGCGGGCAGGGAGGUGGGUCCGGGCAGGUGGAAGAAAUAAACACCAAGGAGGUGGCACAACGAAUAACGGCGGAACUCAAGCGCUACAGCAUUCCCCAGGCCAUCUUCGCCCAGCGGAUCUUGUGUCGGUCCCAGGGAACCCUGUCUGACCUGCUGAGGAACCCUAAGCCCUGGAGUAAACUCAAGUCUGGCCGGGAAACCUUCCGGAGGAUGUGGAAGUGGCUGCAAGAACCGGAGUUCCAGAGAAUGUCGGCACUCAGACUAGCAGCCUGCAAGCGCAAGGAGCAGGAGCAGCACAAAGACUGCAACAUGGCGCCCAAAAAGCAGCGGCUGGUCUUCACAGACCUGCAGCGCCGCACACUCAUCGCCAUCUUCAAGGAGAACAAGCGCCCAUCCAAGGAGAUGCAGAUCACCAUCUCCCAGCAGCUGGGCCUGGAGCUCAACACCGUCAGCAACUUCUUUAUGAAUGCCCGGCGCCGCUGCGUGGAUCGCUGGCACGACGAACACGGCACCAGCCCCGGCCAGCCGGGCACCUCGGCCAACACCUUCUCCAAAGCCUGAGAGGCCCGGGGGGAGCCACGGGGUGGCAUGGGGAUGGGAAGGUAGUACCUCCUGUAGCCCACUCCGUUCCCAAUAACCAUGUUGAUGCCUCAUUCCUUCCAUGCAACCACCUCUUGGUCAGUCGUAACUUUAACCACAACGAUCUGAAAGUCUCACCACUGGACUGUUAUGAAGCAAGUGAAACGUAAAGGUAACAUGUAGUCAAGUCCACACAAGGACAAUCAUCUUUUUUUUGAUUGAAUUGGGUUUCUGUUGAUGGUGUCAGUCCAUCUACACUACAGGCACCAUGAUACGUUGCUAUGUUUAAACGAUCUCAACAUCAAGCCUCAGUCAGCCUCCCUAUCCAGGUAGUUGCUGCUGAAUCCCUCCAAGCUCUCCCUUUUGUGUCUGCUAUGAGUCUGCUCAGCCCCAUUCUCUACUCACAUUUCUCAACAAAGACAAAAGAACAUCAAUAAACCUGACAGCACACAGCCCUGUUAUCUAACCCAGUCCUCUGCGCAAGACCAUCCUAGAGAAAACAACACAACCCCAUGAAAAAACAAAAGCUCGACCAGUCUUCUCCUCCCUCUCUCCACUCCUUCUUUGCCAAAGGUAUUCCCUGAUGGCCAGCCAUUUCAGCGAGCCACUCGGAUCAUACGCCGGCAAACUAAUGAAUUGAAAAAUGAAUCGAUGCAGACAGGGAGAGGGAGCAGGGCCUUGACCCUUCCUGAAGGUGAAACAGAAGACGCUUGGCAGUAAAGAUACUCAGGUCUGCCCGGCUGCCCAGGUCUAUAUUUUUGCACAGAUGUUGGAGGCCUGCAGGGAGACUGUCGUUGCUUUGGAGAAGCAGAAGCGUCUGUGUUUGUGACCAUCGGGGAGGAGAUACGUCUGGACAUGCUCUUUGUUCAGGAGGGAGCUGCUUUUCACUGAUCAAUACAGAAACCAAGCAACAACACGGCCAGGCAGGCGUCCAGCCAACUGUAUUACAGCUGCUGCAGAAAAGAAUGUAAGAAGAGCACAUGGGGAACUCAAUGGAGGUGGCGACACAAUGGCCUCACCCGGAGGCAGCGUCCAGUCUACUCUGCACUGAAGGUGCCCUAGUGCCCCCUGCUGGUUAUAGGAGAAGCUGCAGACCGCAGUCCUCUUAGGAGAAGCUUCUCAGUGUGUUCCAGGGCUGGGGAGAGAGAGGCCAUGGCACAACAUUUUCAGGCCCUCGCACCUCUCUGAAGGCAGAUCAAUAGAGAGCCAUUAUCCUAUUGUUGUUCCUCAUCCAACAAGGACUGGUGAAGUAGGAGGAGGGGAUGGUUCAACCAGCCGCCUAUACACUGGGAAAAAGAAGAGGCAGGUUUUUAGUAAACACUCCAAAUUCGUUACCUUGAUAACACUCACCAAGCAAAUAGACUACCUUGUGUCACAACAUACACGUCAGGUUAUUGAAAAGAUACACUCAGAAACACAUACAGUUGAUAUAGAGAUAUGUCUCAGUUUCAUUUAGUGGACAGAGGGGUAAUGAUGGAUGCAGAAACAUUCGAGGUGCUACGGAGAUUUAGUAUUACAUCAUCGUUUACGCAAAAAUGGUGGGGAGGCUUCCUGUUUUGAAACUGAAUGACACACAGUUUAGAUGCAUCCGUCUUUUACCAAAAAUAGGGAUCAGCAGAUUUGGAAAAGAGCCAAUCUUCCACUUGAUAUUCCCACCCAAUGGUUAUUGUCUGUGGCUUGCCGCGACAUACUACAGUCACAAAUGCUACAAGAACUAGUGCCAAUGCUAACUGCCUUAAUGAUAAUCAGAGAAUAUGGCAUUGCAUUCACAUACAGCUACAGUGUGCCCUACUCCUACUGAUGGGCAGUAUGUGCCAUAGCAACCCAAAAUAAACUUUUAAGUGAAUUAGAAUCUGCUUUUUUAGAAAACAAAAAAAUGUACCCGAUUUUAUUAAAGCAUACAAUACCAAACCUCAAAACUACAAAGAUACCACAAUAUGUUACAAAGAAAAUCCACCGACACAUACAGGACACAUUUUGAAACAGAGGAAAAUCUCUCUCGCUUUCAUUCUAUCUUUGGUUAUCUACCUCCUCUUCCCCUACCCCCUCUUUUCCCUCUCUUUCUUUCUUACACUCUAUAAUAUUGAUGCGGGUAAUUAGUACCAUAGACACAAAGUUUAUAUUUCUUGUUACUUUUGUGCUCUGUCGUGCAUAAGUAAGGCACCUUGUUGAUAAAUCAAAAAAAUGACUUUUUAAAAGAAAAAAAAGAUGGAUGCAAGGACCGAAACCAAUGAAGGACAUCUUUUUUUGCAUUAUAUGUGAAUAUUGACGAGGAGGAGAUAUCUCCCAAGAGAAGGAGAAACCAGGGAGAUGGACGAUGUAUUCUUUCGUGGCGUUUCAUGUCGGGCUGCGGGUCCGUACAUCAGCACCCCUUUAAUCUGAGCCUCAAAACUGGCUGUGGAAAGGGGACGCAGCAUGACCUCCAUACGUCCUUUCUGGUUAUGUGUGUGUAUGGGGGAGGGUGUGAAGGUUAAAGGGGAGUUGGGACAUGGAUGCUAUCUGAAUGGUCUUAAAAUGCAACUGUAGCAUUUCCAACAAUAUAGUUAGAUUAACUGUGCAGAUUAGAUAAGACAUUGUCAUGGUAAAUGGUUUGAUAAAACGGCUGUAAACUCACUUUGCUAUAAGCAGUGAGUUUGAAGUCUCGAACGAUGAGAAAAAUUGAUUUGUGGUACACAGUUCAGCAAGGAUAGGAUUCAGCUCUGUGUCCGUGGCUGAAAAAAAAUGACCUUUGUUUGUAGUGAGAACCAAUGUGGCUACCUCACUAAGCUGAGUGGUUUGUGAAACCGCCACGAAUACCAAAGAUUACUCCAGCCUGCCAGUCCAAUGCUGCCUGGGGGACACACCAAAAAGAGCCCCCCUCUGCCCCAACGCUGUUACAGACAGACACAAUGACACAGUUAGACACACUGACAUGCUCCAUACACACACAGUGCAGUCAGGCUGCAUUGUGCCACAAAGGAGGAGGUGGCUACCAUGUAGAUUGAGUUGAGUGCCUUUUUCCUUCAACCACGGGUGGGACUGCUCUGGACACACACACGCGCGCGCACACACUCACACAUAGACAUUACAUUCAUUAUUAGAUGGACAGAAAGGGGGGCCAAACAAAGGGCGUGGGGGCUGUGUCAGCAUCUUCUUUCAUGUUGACUUUCCAUCUUGAUACACUAGAAUCCAAGCACUUUAUCAUGAAGGAAGUCUAGAAAACAUUUUCUAUACGCUAUUUAUUUGAGACAAAAAAAAUAUGUUACUUUGAAUUCCUUCGAUGGCUUUGUUACGGCGCAGUAGUUGCUGUCGGAGUAGCGCAGAGCCCUAGUUUCUGUAGCCUGGUGUUCUUCUGCUCUCUGUCCCUUUACCCCUCCCAACAGAGAUAUUUUUAUGUAACAGAAAGGGGGGUGGUUAAGGGCUUUGACAGAAGUCAGAAGUGACCAGGUUGUAGUUGUAAUAUCGCCCCAUUGCAUGCCACUCUCUCUCUCCACACCUGGUGCCAGAACUAAUGAAGCACUGGGCACUGGAACAGUCAUUGACAAUUAUAGACUGACACAACUUCCCUCUCCCUCCAACCCCACCCUGUCUACUCGUCUCACACAUCAACUUCUCCCCCUGGCCAGAGCUAAGACUUGGUAGGCAUGUGUUGACAAUUAAUUCUGAAAUACCUCAAACCUUUCAUGUAAAGUUUAUGUAAUUUAACUUAAAAUAGUCAUGCGAAUGAUAACAAUGAUUAUGAUACUACGAUACUAUGAUAGUUAGUUUUGGAACUUGUAACUUGAAGCUUUAUACUGUUACAUUUUUUAAUUUGUUUGCUCAUUUUCUUGUCUGUUUCCUGCUUGUUUUGCUACGGCAUGCACUUCAUGUUUUCAUAAAGGAAAGACAUUGUGAAUGUUUCUGUGGAAGUUCAAACGGGAAAAGAACAAGGGACAGGAGAGAAGGCUAUAAGAGGAAGGAAAGAGAGAGAAAGAGUGCUACAAGAGCUACUCAACACAUAGUUAGCUCAACUCUUGGAGAGGUGUUUUUUCAAAGACAAAAAAAACACAGAUUUGGAUCGAAUUCCAAAAAGUAUCAUUUGAAUAUCAACCAAAGGAAGACCUUUUUUACUCAUCCUAAGCUUUCUUCUGACAUGUUGUUCUCUUUUCUCCAAAACAAUUUCACAGUUACUUUUGAAGGUUCCUGAGUGUGUUCAAGUACUCCUGAUGUUAUUAAAAUAUAAAAAAACAGCACCUCUCACUGAAAGGGGGGUGCAACCUUUUUCUUUCUGCAUGGAUAUUGUAUAACUGUAUAGAAACCUACAGGAAUGACCUGUGAUUUUGUGGGAGAGGAGGAAGGAAAGACUGGGGGGGUGGAGGGGGGUAUUUGGUAAAAGGGCGGGGUUGGGGUUUGGCGUUGGAGGAGUCUUUGUUUUUAGACUUUUUGUCACUGUUGGAUUCACUGGUUGUGUGCAUGUGUUGUUUCAACCCUUUCCCCCUCCCCAAUGUAUAUAAAUCCCGACAGUAGGGGGCAGUGUGCUGGGGAGAUUCCACUCCUCCUCUCCAAUCAAUCUCAUUCAAUCUCAUUCCUCAGCCUGGCUACUAACAAGGUCCUGUUGGUGGCUGUCCUGCUUUUCCAAGGCCGGGUUGUUUCCUUGGAGUUAAUCAGAGGGACUAAGCCACAGGCCUGGGUGUAGCUGCCUAUAUGUACUGUAUGUCUCAUCCUUUUCUUUCAUCUGUGUGUGUUUGUGCGUGUGCAUUUGAAUUUAUGUGAAAAAUUGUUCUUUCUUUGGGUUCUAAUCUUUUUCAUGCAAAAUGUAAACAUUUACCAACCAACCAGUACGUUGGCAACUGACCCCUCCAACCAGAGAUGUUCUCAUCUUCUGUCAAACAGCAUAUGUGCAUCAUUUCCCCUUGGGAUGUAAAGUUGCCAGUCGGCCUGCAGUCAGACCCCGUUACCACCCCCAGUCACACUGUGCUCUCCCUCUUCUGGUACCUGUUAAUCAAUCAGAACCAAGUGUCUUUGUGAUGGUAGAAGACAAUCAGUUUCAAAACAAGGAAAAGGUCGAGAGAGGACAGGCCGGUAGGGGGGAUUGGGAAAUCGGGAAAAGAGGCUCUCCGGGUUGUUUACUGCUGUAGUGCCCCAACUGCCAAAAUAUGCCCACAACCCACUACCCCACAGUCCAAUACACUCCCUAUCAUACAUCUCAUCACAAGCCACACAUGUAGUAGGGUGGCAAGUAGCCUAGUGGUUUAGACUGUUGGGCCAGUAACCAAAAAGGUUACUGAUUCAAAUCCUGAGCUGACUAGGUGAAAAAUCUGUCAAUGCGCCCUUGAACAAGGCACUUAACCAUAAUUGCUCCUGUAUGUUGCUCUGUCUGCUAAAUUACUAAAAUGUAAAAUCAUCCCAGACAUUUCGCCCUUACCUUGAGAAACUCUUACUCUGACAUCCCUUGUAUAGUAACCAAUUUCUGAUCAAGAAGGACACCCAACAACAUUCCCUCUCACCUGUCUGUCUCACGUGCCUUCCUUCACUGGCACUGCAUUGGGUGGGAGAAAAACUACACAAUGCAGUGCAAAACAGCAAUCACUACAUUUCCCAUCUAACCCCUCUCCUUCUGAUCUAAUGUUGACAAAACCAGCCGUGAGAAAUAAGAGGAUAUGGCUGGUGGCUUUUGCACAGAAAUCUAUGCAAACACCUGACCCCCCAAUCUUAGUCAUUGCUGCUGGGUCAGAGUGUACAACCUUCUAUCCCCCACCUACCCUUUCCAUUUCAUGACCCCUGACCCCUCCCGGUUUCCCCCAGAGUGGGUCUAGCAGCUCCAGACACUCAGGGUACUGUAGAGUGCCUGGAGAGGAGAGGCACUACAGCACUGACUCUCUAGUGGGUACCAGACUUUAUUUUUACUAGAUUUUAGAACGGUCCCAAACUGCCAUUGACAUGACAUGGAGUCCAUGCCCAUACACGGGUAGCCUAAAUCAUUUUGCUAUAUGGUCACACGUAACAAUGUUGGAUAGUCUCUGUUUAGGGACAAGGAAGGCCCCAGUCAAUCAAUGCAGACAUCCAAAUGGACCAUAGUUUACAUAAGUUUCAAAAGGCAAGGGUGACUUUCAGUAAACACAAACUAACUCAUACAGACACACACACAUGGAAUUGAAGUCUGCCAUUUGAGAGCGUAUGCUAAAAACCAAAGAUGAAAUCAGAGGUAUGAAAACCUGACCACUGAACCAAGACAAUGGCCAGCUCUCAAAGCUGCUCUAUUGACUCCAACACUGGCCAUGUAAACACACACACACACACACACACACACACACACACACACACACACACACACACACACACACACACACACACACACACACACACACACACACACACACACACACACACACACACACACACACACACACACACACAUACACACACACACACACACACACAGCCUCUGGUCUGAGAGCCUCUUUUCCCUCCUCCCACUGCAGAAGCCGGAGAGCCUGUGGAUAACUUUUUGUUUAGCUCUAGUGGAGACUUUUUAAAUGGAAAAAAAUCUGAGUAAUAGCUAACUGUUACAGAAAAUAAAAACUUAAAAGGAUAAUAUGGGUAAAUUGCGUGUUUUGAAAUAAAUUAACAAAUAAAACAAGGAUAA
Molecule: messenger RNA, 8221 nt
Organism: Oncorhynchus mykiss (rainbow trout)
Lineage: Eukaryota; Metazoa; Chordata; Actinopteri; Salmoniformes; Salmonidae
Gene: onecut3a
Product: one cut homeobox 3a
Biological process (GO): regulation of transcription by RNA polymerase II
Cellular component (GO): nucleus
Molecular function (GO): DNA-binding transcription factor activity, RNA polymerase II-specific; RNA polymerase II cis-regulatory region sequence-specific DNA binding
Source: RefSeq, a predicted model, not a curated record